GGACGCUGCCGGUUAUGGAGGGACGAAGGUGAAGUGAUCAGCUCGAGCCCCGAGAACAGGUGACCCCGGCUGCUGACGUCACUUAGGAGGGGGGGGCACCAUGCUCAGAGUCGGGGGGUAUCGUGUCCUGCAGCUGUCAGGACGACGUGUCUGCUCUGCUGCGUUGGUCAGGAGGAUCGUUCCUCACAGCUGUGGCCUCAGGUCACCUGUGCGCUCGGUGUCAGGUGGUGGAGAUGCUGCGACACCUGUUGGUACCGGUUGGUACGGCAGCGCGGUAGACUCUGCGCCGGUGCACCUGGCCGAAGACUUCCUGGUUAACCUGCAGCAAGUGAGCGGUCUGCCGUGGUGGCUGAGCAUCGUGGCCGGCACGCUGUCUGUCAGGACGCUCGUCACUCUGCCGCUCGCCGCCUACCAGAUGGUCAUCAUCUCCAAGGUGGAGUCGCUGCAGUCGGAGAUCUCGGAGCUGGCGAAGAGGCUCCGAUACGAAGUGUCAGUCCGAGCUCGAGAGAAAAACUGGACCGAGAAGCAGAGCCGGUUCCAGUUCCAGAAGAACCUGCGCCGCAUCGUGUCCCAGCUCUACGUCCGGGACAACUGCCACCCGGUCAAAGCCAGUCUGCUGGUCUGGGUCCAGCUGCCCCUCUGGAUCAGCAUCCUGGCCCUCCGGAACCUGAGUCUGGAUCAGUCUGGUCUUGCUUCGGGAGGCGUUUUGUGGUUUUCGGACCUCAGUGAACCGGAUUCUACCUGGACCCUCCCGGUCCUGCUGGGCCUCACCAACCUGCUCAUAGUCCAGGUGUUUUCUCUGCAGCGGUCGAAUCCGUCUCGUCUUCAGAAGUUAAUGACGAACGUGAUCAGAGGAUUCUCAGUGCUGAUGAUUCCCAUCGCUGCCUCCGUCCCCUCGUCCAUGGCCCUGUACUGGUUCUCCUCCAGCCUCGUUGGACUCGUUCAUAAUUUAUUUCUUCGAUCUUCGUUGUUCACAAAAUCUGAACUGAGAAACCAGCGAAGUGAGACUCCGUAUAAGACCUGCUGGCGGCUUCCUGUCCCGACACUCCAAAUAAUACACACAAUACACACCUAG
Scomber japonicus (chub mackerel) is the source of this 1075-nucleotide messenger RNA. Its product is annotated as cytochrome c oxidase assembly protein COX18, mitochondrial. Gene Ontology annotation, molecular function: membrane insertase activity. Gene Ontology annotation, biological process: protein insertion into mitochondrial inner membrane from matrix; mitochondrial respiratory chain complex IV assembly. Lineage: Eukaryota; Metazoa; Chordata; Actinopteri; Scombriformes; Scombridae. The record is from RefSeq and is a predicted model, not a curated record. Gene Ontology annotation, cellular component: mitochondrial inner membrane.